Mesorhabditis spiculigera is the source of this 264-nucleotide messenger RNA. The record is from the annotation of a GenBank genome assembly. Lineage: Eukaryota; Metazoa; Nematoda; Chromadorea; Rhabditida; Rhabditidae.
AUGAAGUCGGCAAGCCUCCUUGUCGUCUUUUUCAUUAGCCUGCAUCUCAUGGUUGAUGCAGUGCCAAUAUAUGACGGCAAGAAGUUUUGGAGCAAUACCUGGAACAUGACCUGGAAUGCGGUCAAGCGCGGGGGAAAAUGGGCUAAGGAGAACAUCUUUUCGUCGUCAAUCUUUGUGAGCCCGGCAGAUGCCUCGCUGCACAUAAACCCUCCGCCAGUAUAUUGCCACGAAUACACGGCACCUCCAAGCCCAUGCCUGCCCCUG